AUGUCUGCUGUGUUAGAAUUGCAGAAAGGGAGCGUAAACUUUGAUCCGACACAUCAUUCGUUCACUCUCGUAUGUCCUACUUCUUCACUCCCUGAAAACACUACUAAUGUGCAUCAACAUUUCUAUUUGAAAAGGAAAGAAAGAGAUGCCUUAAAGGAGUAUUAUCCUACCAACACCCAAGAAACAUUUUAUGAAACCUACUACGAUAAUAAGGACUUUACCAACAUUAAUAAUAAUACUUGGAUAAAAAGUGUUUUUCACAAUGAUGGUGGUAAAUCUGCCACCUUUUACUCCAAGCAAAUGGAAUUAAUGAAUAGUGACUAUGUUCAAUAUAUUGAAAAAAUCAUCAAAGAAGAAGAUUUGGGAGAAGGUGUGGAACCGUUUGUAACUUUCAAGGUUGUUAGAGAGGUUAAAGAUUUUGAUUGUUACUCUGUUCAUAGUGAUACGAUUACAAUUUAUGGAAAUCCAAGGUUUACAGAACCAGAAUUGUAUGAUGAGAAUGUCACAGAGUUAUGGGAAUAUACUGUUUUCACAAUUUGUGCCCAAACUUCAAUAAUUAAUAAGGAUUCACAAACGUUUAAACCAUUGGCUAGAAGUAAGAUAGUGAAAUAUUUAGAUCAGUUCGAAAUUGAUUUGUAUUGUGAUUUACAAAACAGAAAUAUUAUUAAAAAUGAUGAAGAAUAUGCAGAUUAUGAGGGAACAUUGGCAGAUUAUUGUAAUGUCGAUGAAAUAAUUGAUUAUUACAAAGAAAAAUCAAAGAGGAAAGAUUAUAAAGACAACAAGAAGUAA
Naegleria gruberi is the source of this 789-nucleotide messenger RNA. RefSeq lists its product as uncharacterized. Lineage: Eukaryota; Heterolobosea; Eutetramitea; Acrasida; Naegleriidae. The record is from RefSeq and is a predicted model, not a curated record. Bases 1 to 789 code for a protein of 262 amino acids. The transcript has a single exon.